CUCGUCCGUAUAUAAAUAAUCCGACCACCGGCGAGUGUGUUUAGUCUGACCAAACCCCUAGCACCAGUUAAAUAUCAACAGCGCAUCGAGCCAGCACACAAACAUGCCGGAUUACAAGGUCUACUACUUCAACGUCAAGGCCCUGGGCGAGCCCCUGCGGUUCCUAUUGUCCUACGGCAACCUGCCCUUCGACGAUAUCAGAAUCACCCGUGAGGAAUGGCCAGCACUGAAGCCAACAAUGCCCAUGAGUCAGAUGCCGGUGCUGUCGGUGGACGGCAAAAAGGUGCACCAGUCGGUGGCCAUGUCCCGCUAUCUGGCCAAGCAGGUCGGCCUGGCCGGUGCCGACGACUGGGAAAAUCUCAUGAUCGACACCGUCGUCGACACCAUCAACGAUUUCCGUCUGAAAAUCGCUGUUGUAUCCUACGAACCCGAAGAUGAUGUGAAGGAGAAGAAACUGGUCACCCUGAACAGUGAGGUCAUUCCAUUCUACCUAGAAAAGCUGGACGACAUCGCCCGUGAAAACGACGGCCACAUGGCAAACUCCAAACUUACAUGGGCCGAUCUGUACUUCGUCGCUAUUCUGGACUACCUGAACUACAUGACGAAGUCCGACCUCGUCGCCAAUCAUCCGAACUUGCAGAGACUUGUUGACAACGUUACGAGCAUCGAAUCGAUCAAGAACUGGAUCGCAAAACGACCCCAAACUGAUAUUUCAAUGCCCAUGGGACAGAUGCCGGUGCUGGAGGUCGACGGCAAGCGAGUCCACCAGUCGCUGGCCAUGUGCCGCUACGUGGCCAAGCAGAUCGGGCUGGCCGGUGCCGACGCGGUGGAGGAGCUCCAAGUUGAUGCGAUUGUUGAUACGAUUAACGAUUUCCGUCUAAAGAUUGCCAUCGUUGCCUACGAACCGGACGACAUGGUAAAGGAAAAGAAGAUGAUCACCCUCACCAACGAGGUGAUUCCAUUCUACCUGACCAAGCUGAACGUGAUCGCCAAGGAAAACAAUGGCCACCUGGUGCUGGGCAAACCGACCUGGGCCGAUGUGUACUUUGCCGGUAUCCUGGACUAUCUGAACUACCUCACGAAGACCGAUCUGCUCACCAACUUCCCCAACCUGCAGGAAGUCGUGAAUAAGGUGGUUGAACACGAAAACGUCAAGGCGUACAUUGCCAAGAGACCAGUGACUGAAGUCUAAGAGGGAGAAACCCGAAAACGCCAACUCUUCACAGCAUGGAAUUGAAAGCAAACUAUAAACUCUACGCCCAGCAAACAUGAUGCCGUGAUGUAGUCACACAGCGAAUAUGGUCAUAAUGCUAAGGUUUAACGCUACGCUAAUAUUUGUGCUGUUUUAGUUUAGGAUAAGUCGCGCGAAAGAAUCAAACUUGUUUUGGGAAGGAAUUGUAUCUAUUCCUGCUGAAUGGUGGCAUCUUUUAUAAAACCGUAUUUCACUAAUUGAACAUUGUACAUCUCCACAGUAAGAGAAUAUCUAGAAUCUAGUCCGUAGUUCGUACGUUUAAAGUGUAAAGAAAUAUUUUAAGUUGUCAUAAGAGGGUCGAGAAAAUACAUUGUGUGUACGUCCAAAUCGA
Ochlerotatus camptorhynchus is the source of this 1583-nucleotide messenger RNA. It is a transcript of the gene GstS1, whose product is annotated as Glutathione S transferase S1. The transcript has 7 exons. Gene Ontology annotation, biological process: glutathione metabolic process. Bases 104 to 1192 code for a protein of 362 amino acids. Lineage: Eukaryota; Metazoa; Arthropoda; Insecta; Diptera; Culicidae. The record is from RefSeq and is a predicted model, not a curated record. Gene Ontology annotation, molecular function: glutathione transferase activity.